GCUGUAGGAUAAGAUCAAUUGCAGCGCCACCGACCUUUACACGUCGAUUCUUUCUGAGUUUAGAACGUAGAAGAAGCCAAAGAAAAUACAGAUAAUAGAUUUGUAAGAUAGAAAUUAAUUAAUGUCUAUCUUUUCUCUGUUUCUUUCUUUUAAGCUUGGAAGCACAUGCACUGUUUUUCUGGUUCUGCUACACCGCUAAACACAGAGAAAGGCACAGCACGAUGACGAUGAAGAUAAUGGUAGCGAUUAAGCGAGUGGUGGACUACGCCGUGAAAAUCAGGGUGAAGGGCGACAAGACAGGGGUGGUGACCCAUAACGUGAAAAUGUCGAUGAACCCCUUCUGCGAGAUCGCGCUGGAAGAGGCCCUCCGCAUCAGGGAGUCUGGCUUGGCCUCCGAGGUUGUCGCCGUCACCAUGGGACCCUCUCAAUCUGUAGACACUCUCCGAACCGGUCUUGCCAUGGGAGCCGACAGAGGCAUCCAUGUCGAGUCAACUGCUUCUCUCUACCCUCUCUCUGUUGCCAAGAUUUUGAGAAAACUCGUCGAGAUUGAGAAACCCGGUCUUCUCAUCCUUGGCAAACAGGCCAUUGAUGACGAUUGCAAUCAAACAGGCCAGAUGAUAGCAGGACUCCUCAACUGGCCUCAAGGCACUUUUGCUUCUAAGGUGGUCCUUGACAAAGAGAAACAGGUUGCCACAGUUGACAGAGAGGUUGACGAUGGUAUUGAAACCGUGUGUCUAAACUUACCAGCAGUAAUAACCACCGAUCUGAGACUGAACCAACCAAGGUAUGCUACUCUUCCCAACAUAAUGAAAGCAAAGUCGAAACCCAUAAAAAAAUUCACUCCGGAGGAGUUGAAUGUAGAAAUCAAAUCUGAUUUGGAGAUAGUUCAAGUCACAGAACCUCCCAAGAGAAAAGCAGGGGUUAUUCUUUCUUCUGUGGAUGAGCUGAUUGACAAACUAAAACAUGAAGCUAAUGUCAUCUAAUUAUUCUCUUCUGUGAAUAAUAUUGUACCAACAUUCUGAUUUUGAUCAAAUGACUCAAUGAAUUAAAUAAUGUUCCUUUUUAAUUUCUUGUAUUUAUCGUAGAUCCUACGUCUAAAUCCAAUCCUGACAGUCGUCUGGUGAAUGGGAACCACUGUUUUGUGGA
This is a messenger RNA of Glycine soja, 1146 nucleotides long. Its product is annotated as electron transfer flavoprotein subunit beta, mitochondrial-like. The coding region runs from base 222 to 983 and encodes 253 amino acids. The record is from RefSeq and is a predicted model, not a curated record. The transcript is spliced from 4 exons. Gene Ontology annotation, cellular component: cytosol. Gene Ontology annotation, molecular function: electron transfer activity. NCBI's taxonomy places the organism in Eukaryota, Viridiplantae, Streptophyta, Magnoliopsida, Fabales, Fabaceae.